This is a messenger RNA of Hemicordylus capensis (graceful crag lizard), 3717 nucleotides long. Its product is annotated as zinc finger protein 501-like. The transcript is spliced from 3 exons. Lineage: Eukaryota; Metazoa; Chordata; Lepidosauria; Squamata; Cordylidae. The coding region runs from base 955 to 2361 and encodes 468 amino acids. The record is from RefSeq and is a predicted model, not a curated record.
UUUUCACACAACGCAUCAUCAACUUGAGGAAUUCUCUGCCACGAGAUGUGGUGACAGCCAACAACCUGGAUGGCUUUAAGAGCGGUUUGGAUAACUUCAUGGAGGAGAGGUCUAUCAAUGGCUACUAGUCAGAGGGCUAUAGGCCACCUCUAGCCUCAGAGGCAAGAUGCCUCUGAGUCCCAGUUGCAGAGGAGUAACAGCAGGAGAGAGGGCAUGCCCCUUUCAACUCCUGCCUGUAGGCUUCCAGCGGCAUCUGGUGGGCCACUGUGUGAAACAGGAUCCUGGACUCGAUGGGCCUUGCGCCUGAUCCAGCAGGGCUGUUCUUCUGUUCUUAACUAGAGAGCAUGUGUAAUGGAAUGGGAGAUGCCCUUUUUGUCGGCCACCUAGGGCAUUCAAGACGGACGCCAGCACCAGGAUGGCGAGCAGAGGAUGGGUUGCCACAAUGCUGGGAAUCCCAGUGGCAGGCAUUUCUGAAGACAGCACAGCCUCCCCGCUCUGGCAGGGGAGAGCCUCAGGAGUGUGUGCCACUGUCACAGGGUGAUAUGAAGGUUGGCUUGACUUCCUGUGAAGGGGCAGCUUCCUCCAGGUAUUGUACAGGAAGGAGUGUAAGCUGUAACAGAACAGCCCAAGAAGACUAUAGCAGGCAGAACAACAAAAGAGACCCUGGGAAAGUAAAAGAAGAGAUUAACAGUGAAGAUAUUAUCAGCACAGAGGAAUUUCAGGCAGUUCUGCUAUGAGGAGGUUGAGGGGCCCCGGGAGGUCUUUUGCCGCCUUUGGUAUCUUUGCCACCAGUGGCUGAAGCCGGAAAGAAACACCAAGGAACAAAUCUUGGAGUCGUUGAUCCUGGAGCAGCUCCUGGCCAUCCUGCCCCAAGAAAUACAGAGCUGGGUGAAGGGACACGGUCCAGAGUCGGGAGCUCAGGCAGUGACCUUGCCAGAAAAUUUCAUCCUCUUGAUGUGGCAAGAGACUGGGAGAAGAGAACAGCAGGAGGAGAUUAUGAAUUUCCCAGAUGGGGAGGAGGGAGUGUCCUCUGAAUCAGCACAGAAGCAGCUAAGCAAACAGGUCAAACAGGAGGGUGAAGGGGAGGCCAACUCACUGGUACUUGAUGAACGGGGGCAAGAGAAAGAGAGCAAAGAGUUGAAGAUGUCACUGGAAGGAAAUGAACCUGAAUCUCUGAAUGAAGACCCUGGGAAGCAGGAUGGAACUAUGGGGCAAGAAAGAAAGGAAAUUGAGGAUGGGAGAGGCAAAGAUGCUGCCAGCCUAAGUGGGGACUUCCAAGAUGUCACAGACCAAGAGAGAAAAACCACUGAAGAGAGGCAGAAUCCAUGCCAUGUAUGUGGGAAAAACUUCAGUCAUAGGUCCAAUUUGAUCAGGCACCAGAGAAUCCACACUGGGGAAGAGCCAUAUAAAUGUUUCAAUUGUGGGAAAAGGUUCAAACAGAGCACAUGCCUCAUUUCACACCAGAGGAUCCACACGGGAGAGAAACCCUAUAAAUGCUCAGACUGUGGGAAGAGCUUCAAUCAGAGGACCUGCCUGAUCAGGCAUCAGAGGAUCCACACUGGAGAGAAGCCGUACAAAUGCACAGAGUGCGGGAAAAGCUUCAAGCAGAGCCAACACCUCAUCACCCAUCUGAAAAUGCACUUUGGGGAGAGGCCGUACAAAUGCACAGAGUGCAGGGAGACCUUUUGCGAUGAGUCGAGUCUCCUGAGGCACCAAAGACUCCAUGCUGGGGAGAAGCUGCACAAAUGUUCAGAUUGUGGGAAGAGCUUCAGUCAGAGCACGAGCCUCAUCAGCCAUAUGAGAAUGCACACAGGGGAGAAACCGUAUAAAUGUCCCCAAUGUGCCGAAAGCUUUUGUGACAAGUCAAGCCUCAUUGCACAUCAGAAGAUCCACACAAGGGACAAGCUGUACCAAUGCCUCAAGUGUGGCAAGAGUUUUAAUUGUCACAGCAACCUCAUUACACACCAGAGAAUCCACACGGGGGAGAAACCUUACCAGUGUGGCCACUGCGGGGAAAGCUUUAGCCGGAGCACAUACCUGAUUAUCCAUGAGAGGAUUCACACAGGAGAGAGCCCAUACAAAUGCUCGCACUGUGGGAAAAGCUUCCGCCGGAGCUCACACCUUAAUAGCCACAAGAGAACUCAUACCCAAGAGAGGCCAUAUGAAUGCUUGCACUGCGCGAAAAGCUUCACGCAGAUCGCGCACCUGGUUACCCACGAAAGAACCCACACGGGAGAAAAGCCAUACAAGUGCACAGACUGUGGGAAAAGUUUCAACCAGAGCCCAAACCUCAUUAGACAUCGGGAAAUCCAUAAGCGAGAGAAGUUGGCAAAGAUGCUGUCAGAGAAUAACUCUUCCUAGAGAAGUUAUCAGAGAACAAAUUUUCUUAGGGCUGGUAUGGAUGCUACCAUCCUUGCCCACGUAAUUAGGAAGGGGACACAUCGCGAUUGUGCCCAUUGUGACUUCUUCCACGGAUAUCCCAGUGUCCUCUUGGUGCAUCUCUUUAGCUUAUGGGUUAAUCUGACCACCCUGCACACACUCCAAGUACUUAUUUAAACAUACAUGCUUAAUGUACAUGUUUUUCUGUGAAUGAUGUGUUCAUUUCGAAAGUGAAACUGCAUACAGGCUCCUCAGAUGCAGGUUCAGUUAGAAAGUGUACUGCUGUAUGCACGUUCAGUGAUAAAAUGCAAAUAACUAUGUAUGCGCAGCUCUGUAUAUGCCUACAUGAUGAGCAAAAUUAUUCAAAGCAGGAUUAUUGAAAUUAAAAGGACAAGUUGGGCAAGUCCUAACUUGUCUUUGUGUUUUAUUGGGACUACUUUGAGUAAUUUCCCUCAUCCUACCAGCCAGUGUACACCGAUUGUACGAGUGCUUAUGAAUAGGGGUAAUCUAGGCAUUAUAUCUGUAUGGUCUCGUAAAGUACUGGCAUCCUUUGGCUCUUCAGCUAUUGUUGGACUGCAUCCCCAGCCACAGCGGCAAUAAUCAGGAAUGAUGGGAAUUGUAGUCCAACAUCUUCAGGAGAGUCGAAGUUAUGCAGCCCUGGUUUAGAGCAACCCUUUCAAACCUGGGUCACCAGAAGUGGUUGGACCAUAACUCCCAUUACUCUUUGGCCAUUGUGGCAGGGGAUGAUGGGAGUUGUAGUCCAGUUGCCCCUGGAGACUCAAGUUUGAGAACCGCUGGCUUAGAAUAUUUCCUGCUAAACAAGCUAUGUAUGAUGGGAUAUCUUAAAGAGAAGGGGAAUCCACCUCAAUUACCCUUCCUGCUCAUCUAUCCAUGGGAAGUUUCUCAGCCUCAUUAGCUCUCUGAUCCUUCUACAUGUACUGAAGGAUGAGGUGAGAAUGUUCUGAGAUGGAUAGUAGAAUAGGAUAUAUCACUUUAGAUUUCAGUUGGGGUGGGCCAUUUUUGAACAUUCUGGUGAGGCUAGAACCUUUCUCCUUGCUCUAUUCAUUUUUAACUUGGAUGGAUUUGUGGAGAAGGUGAAGAAAGAGCUUUUAAAACAUGACAUCCCCCCACUUGCAGUCUGGAGUGGUACAGUCCCAACUAUCACUUCAGAAGUCUACCACUUCUAUGUAGCUCUGGGCUAUGUUCUACAGUGAUGAAGAUUCUAGUCCACCAGUUUAUGUCACAAUAAAUCUGUGAAAUCUUUUAAGAUGCUACUGAACUCCUGUUGUUUGACAGCCAAUGGUGUUGAAAUGAAUAAACUAGACUGAAGUAAACAGA